Molecule: messenger RNA, 2418 nt
Organism: Podospora anserina S mat+
Lineage: Eukaryota; Fungi; Ascomycota; Sordariomycetes; Sordariales; Podosporaceae
Exons: 1
Coding region: 1-2418 (805 amino acids)
Source: RefSeq, a predicted model, not a curated record
AUGUCGGACCCCGAAUUGGCGGUUACACUGGUUCCUGCCUCCCGCAGCUUCAUAGCGCACGAGCACGCUCCGUACCAGGCAAGCGUUACCAAGGGCAGGGCACGAAGCAGGGCAAGAAGCAGGAGCACGCACACGAGCACGCACACGAGGAGCUCCAGUCUCGGAUCGUCUGCACAGGGGACUCCCCCACGGCGAUCAGUCUCGAGCAUGAAAAUACUUUUCCCCUUGACUCUCUCCCCAACUUUGCAGACGCAGACACCCACCGAUCCCAUGGAUUCGUCCACCACGUCCAAUGCAGAGUCGAUCUGUUCUUCAGCCAGUACCAACGAGAUGGACCACAUCCAUAAUGAACCCCUGGCCGACUGCAACUUACCCGAGAUGCUCGUGCGGGACCUCGAGACCUCUGAAGUUGUGUUUAGGACAAAGUCCAUGACUGCUGGCUGCCCGUCUGCCGCUUUUGCAACAUCCAGCGAAGAUGAACACGGCGAUGAGGAGGACGCAGGGGGCAAAAGCGAGUCUACCGACUCCUUGAGCAUGGCAUCCAGCGGCAUGGACCCGCCGCCCUCCAUUCGGGUGCGAGGGCAUUCAGUCACCACAGCAGCUACCUCAGUAUCCGGUCGACGCUCUUCGUCAUUCUCACAGAAAGCCCACUCGCAAUCUUCCCCCUCCACGCCACCUUCUUCACCAGCGAUGGCCCAGAACCAUCAUGGAACUUGGUUCGAUGCGGACGGGGAGGGUGACGCCACCAUCAGCUCGAGAAUCCAGGGGCCGUCCCAAGAUGUCCAGAGUCUUACUGGCGGACACAGUAGCGAUAUCAACUCGUUUUCCUACAACGACGGGAUGAAAAGACAAACCGAAGCUAUUGCCUAUCACCUUCGUCCGAACAGCCCCAACUCUUACGAGCGACCUUGCACGCCCAGCAGUCAAAUCAGUCAGUUGGUUCGAGAGAGGCCACGGUUAGUCAACAUUCCGCCUACUGCCAUCCCCAAACGAAAGUCGUCACUUAAUAGGGGCCACGUUCGCACAAUGUCGGGUAGUUCAGUGGCGCCGAGCAAUCAUGAAAUUCUCCGGAGGACGUCGGUGGGGCAGUUGGCACCUUCUGCUAGCAUGCAAGUGCUUGGGCCUCGAAAUGGUGAGAGAUAUGGGGAGAGUUCACGUCCGCCUUCAAGAGGUCGAGAUGGCAAUGGCCACGUGCACGCUCGCCGGUCAAACGGCGCUUUCUUUCCUGACAAUCUCAGUGAAAAUGUCUUUUUGGAUGACGACGAGGAAAUACGCGCGACAGGUGUCUAUGAUCAGCCAGUUCAGACCAAGCCACACACGCAUUCUCUCAACGGAAGGACCUCUGGUGGCCCAGCUACCAAUAUCCAGGAGAUCCAACGCACCACGCAUUCGACGGCGUCAUACACAACGCCCGGCAUUCCUCUGCCACCCGACGUACUCGAGGUCCUGCGGGUUUCGGUCUCUUGUUUCCCAGAAACGAUGCUCACUACCUCCAGUCUGACAGUCGAUAAUAUCCGGACAUAUUCGAGAAAACUUCGUCAUGGAGGAAUGCCAGAUUGCGACUUCAUGAGCGACGAUCAGUCAUUGUUUUCCUCCGGGGACAACAGCCUGAAGCCGCGGCCAUCAAGGAAGUGGAAGCUGAAUUGGUUCGGACAAAGUCAUAAGCUUACUAAACAUCAACAACACGGACGCCAGCAAACCCAGUUGCUCUCUGGAGGCUCGGAGGAUGUCGAUGCUCUUGGACAAGUUCGGUCUCCCAGGAAGACUACAGAGGCUUCAUGGAGGCCCAUCAGGGCUAUUUUCCCUUUCGGAUCCGACUACCUCUGUGAUGCUCUCUACGCACACGUACUGGCCUACAACUACAUUAGCACGUUAUGCCCCCCACCUCCAGUGUCAUCACUACGCCAACAAGCGCCAGGAUCAGCGGGCCAUCGUCCUUCUGGCUCGUCUUCUGACGACCCAAAUAGCAAAACCAGAGUGCCCAAGAAGGCAGCCAGUGUCCUCGGCAUGCAGGAUGAUAACGCCCAUAACAACAGACCAACAACACCUAGCAGCGGUCCGCAUCACCGACGCAGCAGAUCGCACAGAUUUCUGAGCCGGGAUAGUCAUGGAAGAGGCUCGCUCAAAUCGAGAGGCAGCACUGCUUCUGGGUUGGAGGGCAACGACAACAGCAACAGCAAUGGCAACAAUGCCGUGGCCUCCGGAAUGCGAGAAUUACACGCUGGGCUGGCCAAAUGUAUUGCGUUGCUUGUUUCGACACUGAAGAAGACCGAGGCGGGUGACUUGCAAGGAGUUGAGAGUGGCGGAGAUGCCAACACGCUUCUUAUCAGGGAGAGGGAGGUGCAUGAUGAGUCGGGCGCGGUGGAUGUACUCUUACUGCGAGCGCUCUGUGAGGUGGUGAGAAUCUCCGAGGCAUAA